AUGGCUUCCCUCUUCAUCUCCAACCCUAAUCUCUCCUCUCCCUUUGUCCCCCAAACCCUCAGUAAACGCCUACAGAAGAAUGACGCGACGGCGGCUUUGUCUUACAAUCCGCUUCCCAGGAGCUCUAGAAGCCUUACCGUCGUCAAGUGUUCCGUGGAUGCCCCUUAUGAAGUGUGUGCAGGAAAUGUGCCGAAGUUCCCUCGGAUGACUGUUUGGGAUCCUUAUAAGCGUCUGGGAGUUAGCCCUUAUGCUAACGAGGAGGAAGUUUGGGGUGCUCGGAAUUUUCUCUUGGAACAGUAUUCAGGACAUGAGGGAAGUGAAGAAUCUAUAGAAGCUGCUUUUGAGAGACUUCUGAUGACCAACUUCAAGCAAAGUAAGAAGACUAAGAUUAAUUUGAAAACCAGACUAAAGAAGCAGGUGGAUGAAUCACCAGCUUGGGUGAAGAACUUGCUCAGCUUUGUAGAGCUGCCUCCAAUGGAUAUCAUCUUCAGAAGAUUGUUCCUUUUUGCAUUUAUCGGUGGAUGGAGUAUCAUGAAUUCUGCUGAAGGAGGACCUGCUUUUCAGGUGGCUGUCUCUUUGGCAGCGUGCAUAUAUUUCCUCAAUGAGAAGACAAAGAGCCUAGGCAGAACUUUUUUUAUCGGUCUAGGAGCUCUUGCAACUGGGUGGGUAUGCGGCUCCAUACUCGUUCCCAUCAUUCCAACAGUUGUAAUACACCCUACAUGGACACUGGAAUUCAUGACGUCGCUGGUAGCCUACUGUUUCUUGUUCCUCGGUUGCACUUUCCUCAAAUGA
Linum tenue is the source of this 792-nucleotide messenger RNA. The record is from the annotation of a GenBank genome assembly. Lineage: Eukaryota; Viridiplantae; Streptophyta; Magnoliopsida; Malpighiales; Linaceae.